AUGACAUCUCGAUCGACCUAUUCCACAGUAGUGCUAGCUGAGCGACCGAAAGGCCAAAUUAUACCUGGCCAGACUUUUAAAAUAGUUGAAAAACCAAUGCUCACGUCUGAGGACAUACCGGACGGUCAUCUCCUCGUCGAGACGCUGUAUCUCUCUCUCGAUCCGGCAAUGAGAGGAUGGUUAAGCGAUACGCGCUCCUAUGUCCCUCCUGUUGGAUUGAAUGAGGUCAUGCGUGGCUAUGGCAUCGCUCGUGUCAUUAAUUCUCCCGGCUCAUACUUUAAAUUCGGCGACUAUGUAGCCUGUUCCCCAGGGUGGACCGAGAUGGCCAUUCUCCCCGAGUCUGCAGUCGUUCCUAUCAAUAAAUUUCCGAAAGGUCGGCUUACAGACGCUUUGGGAGUCUUGGGGCUUACAGGUCUGACGGCUUAUUUUGGCAUCACGGAGAUCGGCAAAGUCAAGGCGGGCGAUUUUGUGGUGGUCAGUGGCGCUGCUGGAGCAACCGGCAGCGUCGUUUGUCAGAUCGCAAAAAUUAAGGGUGCUCGUGUUUUAGGAAUUGCUGGCAGUGAAGAGAAGGUCAAGUGGCUUAAAGAGCUUGGGUGUGAUGCAGCACUCAACUACAAGGCUGUAGAUUUUGCAAAGAGCUUCAUGGAAGAGACAAAAGAUUUGAUUGAUAUCUUCUAUGAUAAUGUGGGUGGUGACCUACUAGAGAUGGCACUUACGCAGGCCAAACCUCAUGCUAGGUUUGUGAUGUGUGGUGCAAUCAGUCAGUACAACACAACCAAUUCGGUUGGGCCACGAAAUUUGUUUAUGGUUAUAGCAAUGCGUAUCCGAAUGCAAGGUUUCAUUGUUACGGACUUUACCAAACAGUUCGAUGUGGCGCGCGAGGAGCUUGGGCAGUGGCUCACCGAAGGUAAAUUGCAACGCAGGGAGACAAUGAUUACGGGAGGUUUGAAGAUGGCAGAGCACGCAUUAUGCGAUUUGUUUCGAGGAGUUAACACUGGAAAACUACUCGUGGAAGUUAAGCAUGAUAAUAGUAGUCACGCGACUAGAAUAUAG
Molecule: messenger RNA, 1053 nt
Organism: Blumeria graminis f. sp. triticale
Lineage: Eukaryota; Fungi; Ascomycota; Leotiomycetes; Helotiales; Erysiphaceae
Source: the annotation of a GenBank genome assembly